Messenger RNA from Oncorhynchus keta (chum salmon), 4315 nucleotides. It is a transcript of the gene ecd, whose product is annotated as ecdysoneless homolog (Drosophila). NCBI's taxonomy places the organism in Eukaryota, Metazoa, Chordata, Actinopteri, Salmoniformes, Salmonidae. Gene Ontology annotation, cellular component: nucleus. The transcript has 16 exons. The coding region runs from base 349 to 2316 and encodes 655 amino acids. The record is from RefSeq and is a predicted model, not a curated record.
AUUAAUGGUAGGACAAAAACUGUCUUAAAAACAGCAUGAGAACGACAAAGCUUCACGACUAAUUGUAAUUUUAUUGGACUCCGUCUUGAAGACCAACGUUACAUCAGAUACACAAUAAGGCAAGGUGGACUCCCGAGUGACGCAGUGGUCUAAGGCACUGCGUUUCAGUGCGUCGCUGCAGUCCCUAGUUCAAAUCCAGGCUGUAUCUCAUCUGGCUGUGAUUGGGAGUCCCAUAGGGCGGCACACAAUUUACCCAGCGCCGACCGGGUUUGGCCGGGAACAUCUCAAGGAUGGUCAAUGGAAAAAGGAUCCACCUAAAGUUAAAACUCGAGUCUCAGACCCAUUGCUAUGAGUACUUAUGUAAAUAAGGUUCAUCAAACCAUCCCCUCUAUGGACCUACUGAGGAGAACAGCCAUGCAAGAGGACAUGGUCCAGUACGAUCUCUUCUUGGUUCAGCCAAACCUCUCAGACACACAGGCUGACGAACUAUGUCUGCAACACCUAGUGGAGGAGAUUUUGGCCAAGGUUGCACCUCUCCUUAUGCGGCAUAUCUGGCAACAGCAGCCAUUCAACCUCAAGUACCACACUGAGAAAGGGGGAGUUCCUGCACACAUUGGAGGUAGCACUGUGUUUGGGGACAGUGUGGAGGAUGAGUGGUUCAUCGUAUACCUCCUCCUCCAAAUCACACAAGCCUUCCCUGAACUUGCUGCCAGGUUAGAGGACAAUGAUGGGGAGUUCCUUCUGAUUGAAGCAGCAGACUAUCUUCCAAAGUGGUUGAAUCCAGAGAGCAGUGAAAACAGAGUGUUCCUCCACAGAGGUGAGCUGUACAUCCUGCCUUGUCCCUCCCGCUCUGGUGAUGUUGGCCUGCCCAGAGAUGCAGUGCCCAGUGUGACCCAGGCUCUGGCACUGCUGUCAUCCCACACACAGGCCUGUCUCGCAAGCCCCAAGAUCCGCACUGCCCUGGGGAAAAGACUGGCGGGAUAUCCAGAGAAGAUCCAGGCAAACCUUCACCAUGCUCACUGCUUCCUGCCUGCGGGCAUCGCUACAGUGUUGGCACAGCGACCAGACCUGGUUGCCCCGGCAGUGUCAGCUUUCUACCUGAGAGAUCCAGUAGAUCUACAGGCCUGUCGGACGUUCCGGACCUUUCCCGCCGACACACGAGUCCUAACCUCUGUGACAUUCACCCGUUGCCUGUACGCCCAAAUGCAGCAGCAGAAUUUCACCCCCGACCGGAGGAGUGGGUUCACCCUGCCUGCCCGGUCCCACCCCCAGUACCGUGCCCACGAGCUGGGCAUGAAACUGGCCCAUGGCUUUGAAAUCCUGUGCUCCAAAUGCAGACAGCCAUCAUCGGUGCCUGAUGCUCCCAUCAGUUGUAACCCCUUGUGGAAAGGAUUUCUGAACAGUCUGAAGAAGAAUGGUUAUUUCAGAGGGGAGCUGGAGGGCUCUGUACAUUACAGAAAACUGAUGACCUCAGCAGAGAACUUCUUUAAGCAGUCAAUCACCCCAACACACAGCUCAGGUGGCAGGGCCCCAGCUGAGGAGGUUCUUCAGCUAUUACAGAGCUGUGCUCCCUACAACCUGGAUGAGCUGAGUAAACGGGAGGCCCAUCUACCCCCAGAGGAUAGUGAAGGUUGGCUGGAUAUUUCAGCCCAGGAGCUGGAGCAUCUGUUGGAGGGGAGUGGAGUGGGGUUGGGUGGCUCCGAGCCCAGCCUGACCAAACAUACGCAGGGAGGAAGGAGUGAGAAAGGGGAGGAGGAGGGCAGCUACAGCCUGGUGGCUGUAACCCAGGGCAUGAAGAACUUCAUCAACGCCAUGUCUUCACACGAGGGGGCAGAACUACCCUGGUCCCAUUCAAAUGAGCCGUUCAGUUUUGAUCCAGAAUCCAUGGCUGGUGCACUGGACAGACUACUGGGGGCUAAGGAUGAGGAGUUGGACUCAGACGACCUAGAUGACGAUGAUGAUGAUGAUGAUGAUAGAGUGAAGGGUCCUACUGGACCGCUAGGAGUAGGACCAGAAGCUUUGGAAGAUCUUAGGAAGUACAUGGAUGAGAUGGACCAUGAGCUUAUGGGCACAAACAUCGGACAGAGCUUCAACCAGCAGCAGGACACUAGUAAAGCAGGCCCCGGCCAGGAGGAUCUGCUGGGUGGGGAUGAAGAGGAGAUCCAGCCCCUGAACAUAGACCUUAACCUGGUCACUAACCUCCUGGAGUCUCUGAGCUCCCAGGCAGGGCUGGCUGGGCCUGCCUCUAACCUGCUGCACAGUCUUGGCAUCCACCUGCCCCCAAUACUGACCGUUCAUGAACCCCCAAAAAACUGACUUUUCAUUAUGACCUCGUGCCCAUAUCUUACUGUCUGCACAGCCAGGAUGCACAGGACUUUAAACUCCUGGCUCAGAGUACACUGGGCCAGAAUCAUAUUGAUCAUCAGGAUAGGGGUUUGACAAUUGAAUCAUGUUUGCAUUCAGAAUUACAAGAUCUAAAAGUUAACUGUAACCCUAAAACUUUGAUUCUAACAGAGACACUUGUAUCCCUGUUGGAUAUAUUAGUCUGAUUCUGACUGUCUUAAAUGUGUUUUUUUUGUAUCUUUUUUUUUUUUUUUACAGCACUUAUAAUACAUGAAAUAGUCAAAUUAAUAAAGCUAUUACUUUUGUGGGACAAAAUGUGUAACUACUUUCUAAAUUAUUUUCACUGCCUUAAAACCACACUUCACUUACCCUGUGCCUUUAUUGGAAUUACAUUGUUUAAAUAUUAACCAAAAUGCACAUGUCGGAUAAAGUCAGGACAGGUCUGAUGGAAACGACAGCAAAUUUUUCAGUGAAAUUUCCAAAUGUCAACAAUAUUCUAGACAAGGUGAGAUUUUUGUCAGUAACAUUAAUUAUUAGGAAAAUGGUGAUGGAAACACCUUUAUGCACAAAUAAUGAUUUAACGUAAACCUGGAGUCACACGAAGAUGAGUUGUGUGGUCGUCUCACUACGACUCGUAAACUUAGCAUUUUAUUAGGUUAAAGAUGUUAUAAAAUCACAGGGUGGGAAAGUGUACGGUGAUGAGUUUGCUUCGGCUUUCCAAUAGAUAUUCUAUUUGACAAAUAACAAUCUCGCACUGUAUAUGUGAGAUAUUAGCUAGUGUUUUAUGUAACUUAACUGUUGCUAUUUAAUGCAACAGUUUGUGACAAUGGGUAGAGUAGAAAAUGCACAUUGAACUGGUUUUUAUUCGGUAUAUCUACAUGAAUUUACAAAAGUCCUUUUAACUGAUUUCAGCCAGUGUAUUGUAUGUCAGUGGAUUGACUGUUGUUUGAAUUGAAUAUUGGCAGUUGGAAAAAAUGCAUGGAAUCAUUCCUCUAAAUUUGGAUGGCUAGCUAUCAAACAUACAGUGCAUAUACAUUCUUCAAAUGCAUUAUUUUACACUAUCUUAUAGCACUGGCAAACCAUGGUUGACCAACUCCCAGACCGAAAUGGCUGACAUUUACCUUAUAAAGUUCAAGAUUAUUCUAGUAAUUUGAUGGUCAUCAUGUGCUUGCUUUUUAUCAUUUGUCUUUUGUAGCUCAGUUGGUAGUGCUUGUAACGCCAGGGUAGUGGGUUUGAUUCCCGUGACCGUCCAUAUGUAAAACCUAUACACGCAUGACUAAGUUGCUUUGGCUGAAAGCUUCUGCUAAAUGGCAUAUGUUAUAUUAUCCCCAACAAGUUGGUUCUUUAUGCAUAUAUUCACAUGAUUGGAUGGAAACCUAGCUACUGUUAACUUUUAUUGUUGCAUGUGGGGAAUUGAAAAACCUUGAGGUAGACAGUAUCUUAAUCGGUUAACACUUGAACUGUAAUGCUUAUUAUUUAGUUUAUCAAUUACACCACUCUAAAGUAGCAGCCUUAUGACAUAUUCCCAGUUGGAUAAUUUCUGUAUGGUUGAUAAUCCAGUGCAAAGAUUUUAUCCAGUCUCCCUACAUAUUGAGUGCCUUUUCAAACAAUUUUAUAUAGGUUCAGUAGUAAGUAUGAUAUAUAGGAUAAGAAGGAACACAGCGCUGGUAAUUAAAGCGCUGCACCUAGGGAGUUGAAGACUUUGUACUAUAGAGUGAAUAAUACUGCUCUGUAGUACAACUAUCCUUCUACUGGUAGAAGUUGACCAUAGACAGAUCUAGAAAAAGAUUAUCCUUACCAAAUCCUCCCUUUAACCAUUAACUUUUACAGAUCCACAAUCGUGAGCAUCCUGUCAGGCUGUAUCACAGCCUGGUACAGCAACUGCUCCACCCUCAACUGCAAGGCUCUACAGAGGGUGGUGUGGUCUGCACAACGCAUCACCGGGGGCAAACUACCUGCCCUCCAUGACAAC